UUGUGGGCGGACCCUUUGCCCGGCGUUCGCCCGCCCACCCUCAACCGCCGCCGUGUCUGUCAGUAGCCGCGGCGGCCGUGGCGGUGAGGAGACGACGAGGCCUGCUGCUCGGGCUCUCGCCACCCGGGCAGUACAAUGUCCACAACAGAGCAACAAUCAACAGAGGCCUCUCCAUCUUCAAAUUCAAAUUCAUCCACUUACUACGAAGCUGUAGAAGCAGAAGCAGCCAAUAAAUAUGAACCUGUUUCUCCUCACUGGUCUUACUGCAGGACAGUAGAUUCCAGAGACAAAUGGAUUCCCUUCAGUGAACAAGAUUCAGAGAAGUUGGAAACAGCUUAUCAGUCUAGCAAGCAUUGCAAGGAGGUGAUUGUGCCUACCGAAGGGGGACGGUAUGACGUCCACUUAAAGAAGAGAGUGCGCUAUGCUGUUUACUGGGAAGAAGAAGAAUCAGAAGUAAGACGCUGUACUUGGUUUUAUAAAGGCGAUAAAGACAACAGAUACAUUCCAUAUCCUGAAAACUUCAGUGAACAGCUAGAGGACACUUAUAUGAUUUGUGUGACCUUAGAUGAAUGGAAGAAGAAAUUGGAAUCUCCAAACAGAGAAGUAAUCAUAUUACAUAAUCCAAAGUUAAUGGUACAUUACCAGCCAGUAGCAAUCACAGACGACUGGGGUGUGAGUCCUGCAGAACAAGGCCGGCCAAGGACUGUGAAGAGAGGAGUGGACAGUAUAUCUGUUGAAAUCCCUCAUGGGGAACCAACGCAAAUUGAUCAUUUAGUUUUUGUUGUUCAUGGAAUUGGACCAGCUUGUGAUAUUCGAUUCCGGAGUAUCGUUCAAUGUGUCAACGACUUCCGCAGUGUUUCCUUGAACAUGCUCUCAGCCCAUUUCAAGAAAGCUCAGGAACAGCAACAGAUUGGUCGAGUUGAAUUUAUUCCAGUGAACUGGCACAGUACUUUACAUACAGGAGUAGAUGUAAAUUUGGAGAGAAUCACCUUGCCAAGUAUCAACCGCUUACGUCACUUCAUCAAUGAUACCAUUCUGGAUGUGUUUUUCUACAACAGCUCUACUUACUGUCAAACCAUUGUGGAUACGGUUGCAUCAGAAAUGAACCGGAUCUACCUGCUCUUUUUGGAGAGAAAUCCUGAUUUCAAAGGAGGCGUCUCCAUAGCUGGCCAUAGCUUAGGGUCUCUGAUAUUAUUCGAUCUUCUCACAAAUCAGAAAUGGACAUCUGAUGAGCAAGAAAAAAAGGAGGGAUUACAAAGACUGGUAAUGCAUCAGGAAGUCAACAAAUCUAUGAAGGACAUCUUAGCAGAACUUGAUCUUUCUGAAUAUUAUGCUGUGUUUGAGAAGGAAAAAAUGGACCAUCAAGCAUUGGCCUUGUGCACAGACAAGGAACUUAAAGAGAUGGGGAUCCCCUUGGGACCCAGAAUCAAGAUCCUGCACUAUUUAAGGAAGAGGAGCAACUCUCAGACUUUGAGGCUAACCUCUGGAGCUGCUGAGGAAGGGGGAGAUGCCAAUCAGGAAACAUCUGCACCGCCCACAUGUGCAGAAGCCAGUUGCAGACAUUCGGGUGUUGUAACAGGGCAGGUCUCUGCAAACUACCCUCAACUUAUCUACAAUCCAGAGAUUUUUUUUGCUUUUGGCUCACCCAUUGGUAUGUUUCUCACUGUUCGAGGUGUGAAUAGGAUUGAUCCAACCUACACUCUGCCUACCUGCAAAGGCUUCUUCAAUAUCUUUCAUCCUUUUGACCCAGUGGCAUACAGGAUUGAGCCCAUGAUUGUUCCUGAUAGGGAAUUCGAACCCAUGCUGCUUCCCCACCAAGGGCGGAAGAGGAUGCACUUAGAAUUGAAGGAAGGCCUCACCUGGAUGAGCAUGGACCAAAAUAACUUGCUGGGUUCCUUGAGGACCGUGCAGUCUUUCACCAGAACAUCAUUGCCAGCUGUGGAGGCAGGAGGCCACCGGAGAUGUGGAACAUGAAUCGAAGCUGAAACGAGCACGGAGAAGAGAAACCAGAGAAAACCAGAGGAACCAACCACAUCAGCAAAAGAGGAUCCGCCUCCAGUUAAUGUGGGCCCUGCUGAAUGGGGCCACCGCAUUGAAUAUGUGCUUCAAGAGAAACCCAUUGAAAGCUUUAACGAAUAUUUAUUUGCACUGCAAGGCCAUUUAUGCUACUGGGAGUCAGAAGACACAGUAUUAUUAUUGUUGAAAGAGAUUUAUCAAACAAAGGGCAUCAGCAUGGAUCAGCCCCCUUUGUAGAGAACAAACUGAUCAGCUGCACAACUCUGGAUACCAAUAUGUAAGUCUAUUUGUUUUUCUGAUUUGGGGCCAGUUGGCUUUGGCUACCAUUUGAGAAAAGACAAAAGCAACUGAAGAUUUAGAAAUGAUCUUGCUGUGUAUAUUGUAUCCCUUCUUAAUAUUUUCCUUGAAUUAGAUCCCCUUCAAGAUCAGCUACCUUCAAUGAAAAGCUAACCUAACACGGCUAAUAUACCAUGUUUUUUCUUUGUUUUACAGAUGUCCCGUGUCACCUUCCUCUUUGGUCUGAUGUGAGCAGCAUGCUUCCUCCUCACAGUCCUGGAACUCUAUUCAGGAAUGUAGUGAGCAUUGAGAUCCUGUCAGAUUCCUGGUAUCUUCAGGCCCUUGUCAAUUAACAUCUACAUUUUCUGUCUACAGCCAGUGUGUCUUUAGAUCCGGUGCAAUACCAGUUGUGUCACCUUCAUUUUAUGCACUAGUCAAGACUUGAAAUUGGUGCUAGAAUUCACAUCUUGUCUCCAUUAGAAAAACCUCAAGAUGAGUGAUGGGCAGUGCAGGAUUUUGACUUUUAGAAGCACUUCUGAGGCCGUUCCGAGUGUUCAGCAUUACAUGUCAGAUUUGUGGGGAGUUCAUUUUUGUUUUGUGUUAUCUUAUUGCUGAUUUACUCAGUACAGGGCUCAAGGUCAAAGUGGAAAAGCUGGCAAGCCAAGUCCCAUUCUUCUCUGAAAUAAGUAUAAUGGUGACGACGACGAUGCCAGCAAUAGCAAUCCUAUCAGUCUACUUUUCUAAAGCAGAGAAAGUGUAUACCUACUUACCUUGGAAGGAACUGGCAAAGCUUGUAGAUUUGAUCUUGUUUACAGCGAUCAGGAUAUGGAUGAAUGACUCCUCUCCCUGUGUUUUGCAAACAUUUGUAGAAGCUGUGUGUUUAUGUUCUGAUGUGAGAGGUGCCAAACUUCAUAUAAGCAGCAGUUUGAUACACCCUUUUCAGUGCAUGCAAUUGGGUUCUUGAAAGCAUCUGAAGAACGAGGUCACAUCCUAGAAACCUCGACCCACGUAGUCAUUGGACAGAUGAUUGUUUUCUUCAAGCACCAGAUGAGGGCAGCUCUAUACCAGCAGUUUUACUUGGGAGCUCUCGGGGUGAUUGGCUUGACCAUUUGGACAGACAAUUCACAUUGUUGGUUUCGUCUGCCAGAGUGUAAAUUCAAUGCAUGGCUCAACAUCUUGACUGGCUAGUUAUGGAACCCAUCUGUGAUUCAUGGUGUAUGUAUGUUGGAUGACUUUUUCUUUUGUCACAAAGUGGUCAAUUGCUUUUCACUUACCUGACAUUCUACAAAAUUUCUCUUUUCAAGAAAGUCUUGACCAAGGGAGCAGCAAGCAGCAUGUUUACAAGUAGGAUGUGAUCACGCUGUCGCUACACUCUGUUCACCUGGUGUAUUCCAAUUCUGCGCCGGAUACUUAGUUGUUCUCGUUGUUUGCACUGUUAUUGCAUCAUUGAAUUUCCAAGCCUCUCAUGCUACACUUGUGGCUAAACAGAAUGCCAUUUGAUAUGACAAAAUUCUCAAUUGGAGUAGCAAUAGGAAAGUCAAGCAGUGGAAGUUAUGCACUUUGUAAAAUAUUACCUUAAAAAAAAAAGUUAUUUAACUUUUUUCCAGCAGCUGUCUGCCUUGGUGAAUUUAUUGAUCUUUGCAAGGAGAACCCUGAGUGACUGUUAGGCUUCUUUAUCUCUCACUCUAAUAAGCAGUUGUUAAAUCAUUAGGAUUGACUACUUAUACAGUAAUCUCAGGUUGGGUUCAUCUUGUUAAGGUACUAAGAUCAUCAUCCAUAGAUUGGCUGUUCAAAUGAGAUUUAAGGAUGUGUAGGAUUAAUGUCACAAUGCAAUCAGAGAUACCUUAAAAAAAUACCUGAGUGCUGUUAUGCUGCACAAAUUUGGUUAUUCUGUAAAAUUUUUGCAAUUGUCAUAUCUACUAGCAAUGUCUACUACAUCUACAUCACUACUAUGUCUACUAGCAAUCUGCUGUAUGGUAUAAUAGUAUAAAAAACCCAAUAAUCAUAAUUUAUGAUGUUAGAACUGCAAGGGGGGCACCAUACAGAACAAGUAAUUAUGCAAUAAAUAUAAUUAUCUCCUAGAUUUAAUUUUGCCUCCUUAAAUAUUACACCUUGGUGGCAAUUGUUGUAGAGGCCAGAGUCCUUUUGUAUUCUUCUAAGAGGUAGCAGAAACACAACAAAUGCUAGGACAUCUCCCUUUAUACUAGUUUCAGUGCAUGUCGAUCUUCUUGGUGAAUGAUUGAGCUACUGCUGUUUUGAAAAAGGCUGGUGUUUGUUGCACAAAAUAA
Messenger RNA from Thamnophis elegans (Western terrestrial garter snake), 4580 nucleotides. RefSeq names its product DDHD domain containing 2 (gene DDHD2). The record is from RefSeq and is a predicted model, not a curated record. Gene Ontology annotation, molecular function: protein binding; metal ion binding; triacylglycerol lipase activity. NCBI's taxonomy places the organism in Eukaryota, Metazoa, Chordata, Lepidosauria, Squamata, Natricidae. Gene Ontology annotation, cellular component: COPII-coated ER to Golgi transport vesicle.